Molecule: messenger RNA, 1049 nt
Organism: Gossypium arboreum
Lineage: Eukaryota; Viridiplantae; Streptophyta; Magnoliopsida; Malvales; Malvaceae
Exons: 10
Coding region: 348-1049 (233 amino acids)
Source: RefSeq, a predicted model, not a curated record
GCCCAAUGAAAAUAAAAAACAUGCUGUCAUUGUUCACCUUCCCUAUCUCUUCCUUUCCCUCCUUUUCUUCAACUAGGCCUUUCAAGGUACCAACUUUUAUUCCCCAACACAUGCAAUAACAACAGGUAUCUUUGUAUUUUGUGUUGUUGAUGUGGACGAAGUUUACCGACAUCGUACGAGUUGAAAUGGACAUACGGUUCGACUCAUGACCAUAUCACGGUUGACUCACGAUUUUUACCAAGCAGAGGGAAAACAAUGGUAAACCUUGAUGUCUCGUGGAAACCGGUUGAAUAGGCUUUUAUACCGAUAGAUCAUUGGCAUUUCUGAAUAUUUCUUAUCGAUAUUCUAUGGCUGGAUCACGAUCGUGGAUAGGAGGGGUUCUUAAUCGGUUAAGCAAUAAGCGUAGCGACAAGUUUCUCGACUACCCUUUGACACCUAUUCAGGAACAAAGACUUCAAAAGCUUCAAAAACGAAUACAAAUACCUUUUGAUGAGACUCGUCCUGAUCAUCAGGAAGCUCUCAGAGAAUUGUGGCACAUUGCAUUUCCUAAUGUUGCUCUAAAAGGAUUGGUCUCGGAACAGUGGAAAGAAAUGGGAUGGCAAGGCCCUAAUCCGUCCACUGAUUUUCGGGCUUGUGGUUUCAUCUCACUGGAAAACUUGCUGUUUUACGGCCGAACAUAUCCGGCAUCUUUUCGUAGGGUUUUACUUAAACAAGACGGAACUCGAGCAACUUGGGAAUACCCUUUCGCCGUUGCCGGCAUCAAUAUAUCUUUUAUGUUGAUUCAGAUGUUGGAUUUAUAUUCAGAAAAACCAAGUAAUCUCCCCGGAUUCAAUUUCGUGAAACUAUUAGGAGAAGACGAAGAAGCCUUCGAUGUACUAUAUUGUACAGCUUUUGAAAUGGUCGAUGCGCAGUGGCUCGAGAUGCGAGCUUCCUACAUGGAAUUCAAUAAGGUUUUACAAGCAACGAGCUCGCAGCUGGAGAGAGAACUGUGUUCGGAUAAUGUUCACAGAAUACAGGAUUUGUCGGCAUACAGCUUGUUAUACCAGUAG